Molecule: messenger RNA, 596 nt
Organism: Thunnus maccoyii (southern bluefin tuna)
Lineage: Eukaryota; Metazoa; Chordata; Actinopteri; Scombriformes; Scombridae
Product: gastrin-releasing peptide
Exons: 4
Coding region: 52-375 (107 amino acids)
Biological process (GO): neuropeptide signaling pathway
Molecular function (GO): neuropeptide hormone activity
Source: RefSeq, a predicted model, not a curated record
UUCAAAUCUCUUCAACCCCUCACUGAGAAUCCUGCAGCAGCUGUUGGCAAAAUGUAUCCACGCGGCAAUCACUGGGCAGUAGGUCAUUUGAUGGGAAAGAAGAGCAUCGAGAGCCCGAAGGAACUGCAGGACACAAACCAGGACAGUGACUACCUCACACCCUCAGAAACAGCUGGGGUCACAGAGUUGGACCGAUACGAGGGUCUGAUGGAGGCUCUGCUGCAACAGAAGAACCAAAAACAGACGAUGCCACAAACUGCAGACAGGCUGCUUUUUCUGCGCAGCGGCUGGAGAGAAGAAGACAGAGACAAAUAUCUCAGAGAGAUGUCAGACCUUCUUCUUCUGGCCUCGAAACUGCAAGAUGACUCCACCUGAAUGCAAGACAAAUUCUGUUUCAAAAACUUCAGAAAUCUUUCAUCUUUAUCUAUAAACAUGUGCCCUCUGUAAUCACAUAUAUCACACUGUAUAGUUUUUCUGCUGUAAGAAUACGUUGGGAAAACCAAUAGAAGUUUAUUUUACCAGUAAUUUCAAAUUUGUAUAUGCAUAUCAUGCGACAGAUUGAUUUUAGACUGACCUGACAAAGUGAUGUCACUUAA